This is a messenger RNA of Adineta steineri, 597 nucleotides long. Lineage: Eukaryota; Metazoa; Rotifera; Eurotatoria; Adinetida; Adinetidae. The record is from the annotation of a GenBank genome assembly.
AUGGCGUCACGUCUAUGUCCAACACGAGCUAUGCUCCAAAUUCCUCGAUAUAUGCCUACUUUAAUUACACGUACUCAAACUACUCAAACGACACCAACAGCAGGCAAAGGUAUUCCACCACCAGGUAAUUUCAAUUCUGCUAUUCCUCCUGCUGCCAGCAGUGAUCCUAGUGCUAAGAAAAACAUUCCACCACUUGGUGGACCUGCUGGAAAUCAAGCAUUUUUAGAAACACCAGCAGGUAAACUCGGUGCUGUUGCUGUAGUUGCCAUCGGUCUCUAUGCUGGUUAUAAAAUGUUAGGCGGUAGUAAAGAAGAUCCAAAAGAUGACAAAAAAAAAGAUUCCAAAGGCAAAGAUGAUAAAUCAGGCGGUGCCGAUAAGUCAGGGGGUGCUGAUAAAUCUGGUGGUGCCGAUAAAUCAGGCGGUGCCGAUAAAUCAGGUGGUGCUGAUAAAUCAGGUGGUGCCGAUAAAUCAGGUGGUGCCGAUAAGUCAGGCGGUGCCGAUAAAUCAGGUGGUGCUGAUAAAAAAGGUGGUGAUGACAAAAAAGGUGGUGAUGAUAAAAAAGGUGGUGAUGCAAAAGACAAAGGUGGAAAAAAAUAA